Molecule: messenger RNA, 1621 nt
Organism: Scatophagus argus
Lineage: Eukaryota; Metazoa; Chordata; Actinopteri; Scatophagidae
Gene: spata17
Product: spermatogenesis associated 17
Exons: 10
Coding region: 69-1061 (330 amino acids)
Biological process (GO): mitotic cell cycle; establishment of meiotic spindle localization; spindle organization
Cellular component (GO): spindle pole
Molecular function (GO): protein binding
Source: RefSeq, a predicted model, not a curated record
UUUGAACGUAUCUCCAUCACCUUGUCAACUGUUGUCAAGACAGCGUGUAAACUUUGGCUUGAGUUGACAUGGCGGAGCAGUUGAAAAUUAAAAGUCAAGUAAAAGAGUUCCAAAAAGAAUACGUCUGCAGAAACUGCCAAGCUGAGGAGAGCAGACAGAAGGAAAAUCAGGCUGCCAUCCGGAUUCAGAGCUGGUUCAGAGCUUGCAAGGUGCGGGCUUACCUCAGCCAUCUGCACAAGAAGGCAAUCAUUAUACAGAAGAUAUGGCGGGGCUUCACAGCAAGGGCACGUUUCAGACAAAUGGUGAAGGCGGCAUAUUUUAUCAUGAAGAUGAAUUUCUACGAGGAGAUGGCGGUCAGGAUCCAGCGGAGAUGGAGAGGAUUCUUUGUGAGGAAGUACAUUUUUAAUUUCCACGCCCGCAAGAGCUAUCUGGAAGGACUUUCAAGGAAAAAUGAACUUGUCAGGAAGGAGCUGGAUGAAUUUGAGGAACUCCAGAAGAAAGAGAGAGACUGUCUACAGAUGGUGAAAGAGCAGACAGCCAGAGUCUACCAAGCUCAUCGAUUACACCAUCUCCUCAGUACAAAGCAGUGCCCAGGAGUCUUCAACUCUCCAUUCAGGCCAGCUCCCCAUGAGAUGGAACAACUGCUAAGGCAGGUCAAAUACCAGCCCCCAACCAGGCUGGCCCCCAGGGGCAGGGAAUGUCUCUUGGGCAAGCCUGGCCCAGCAGCCCCCAAUUUCCCUGGGACUCUGGGAUCCCCACGGGUCAAAACCAGUGGAACCCUCUGCUCCUCCAGGCCCAUACUGCCCCCUAUUGCCAGCAAAACACAGCAGGGUCUGUUCAGAGAGCCGGGAGAAGUGUGGGAGCAGCGCAUGCACUGUCCUGACCUGACGUUGCGUCUGCAGACUUUUCACACACAUCUGGAGGAGGCCCAGAGUCAGUUACGACAACAUGAGUCCAUCAGACUCCACAGAAGCACACUAGGAACAGGAAACAUGCUCCACCAUCAGAGCCACAACAGCAAUUCUUUUACUCAGCCAGCCUGUGCCAAGAGCUUCAGAUAGUAUAUUGCAUGCUGACUCCAAGAGGAGCCUUUCAAGACAAUGCAGGUUUCCUUGCCUGUUCUCCAAGGCUGGCAGCAUUGUGUGACACACCUCUUCCUGGCCUGAAAAAUGAAGAAAAGUACAAAUAAAGAUUGUUUAAUGUAUUUAUAUGGCAUUUAUUCCAGUAGCUGUUGGUUCAUCUGAACCUUUUCUUCUUUUGACUCUUAAAGUUCAGCAUUGUCUGCCAAGUUACCGUUCACCUCAUGUGACCUAAUACAGUAAUUAGUUUUCUGCUGCUUGAUAUGUCAGUUGUGUUGUCAAGAAUGUGUGUGUGUGUGAAUGAGCGGAAAUGUCUAAUCUGGUGGGCCAUUCUGAGAAACAGCAUGUGUGCCUGUAGGCAGUGAUAGUGUCAGCAAUGGAAAGCAUGAAGAACAUCUCCCAUGCUAUUCCUCAACCGCUCUGUGCUGUUAAAAAUGUUUAUAUUGACAUGCACUAUCACAGUGGGGUUGGAUCUUAAGUAUAGUUUUCAGUAAGUCAAAUUUCCUUUCUAGCAAUAAAAGGUCAAAAUAUAUGAAAAGCAA